This is a messenger RNA of Lecanosticta acicola, 1384 nucleotides long. Lineage: Eukaryota; Fungi; Ascomycota; Dothideomycetes; Mycosphaerellales; Mycosphaerellaceae. The record is from the annotation of a GenBank genome assembly.
AUGGCGCUGUUCAAACCGCCUUCGUGGGCGAAGCAGAGGGCAGAAACCAAGGACGAAGGCGAAAAGGACCUCUUCAGCCAUUCAAGCUCCUUCCUGUCGAUACAGGAGGAAUCCAUCGCACGUCAAAAGCGCCGCGCCGAGAAAGCGAGAGAGAAGGAAGAAGUUCGAAAGGAGAAGGAGGCAGCAAAGGAACAGAAGCAUUCCAGGAAGCGCAAAAGCGAAGAAGCCGAAUCUAAGAGUGGGCUCAAGAACAGACGCAUCAAUGCUGCAGACGGUGCAAAGCUACUGGCACAGGCCGGUCUCGGCAACGUCGUCAAUCUGGACAGUGACAGCGACGAAGCACAGCCGAUACGGGAGCCUGAGCUUCCUGUGAGGAGAUCGCCGCGAAGCCAGCGCACGAAGGACAUCUCCAGCCCAGCGAAGCACAAGAGCAGACUCAGCAGUACCAUAAACAUCCAGCAAGAGUCAGACGACGAUUUGCAAGUCACGGCCGUGUCGACGCGCCCUGCGCCUCCAACUCAACCAGACGACGAAGAGGACUCUGAUCCUGAGCUUGAUCCAGAGCUUGCGGCCGCGAAGCGCCGAGCACGCGCAAAGGCACGAUUGAAAGAGGAGCAGCAAUCAAAAGGCACACCAGACGUCGCAACCACCUCAGAUGGCGACAUCAAUCAGACUGCAACUCCUCCUGCACAAGACCCUCCAGUUCAGAUCUACAUCUACUCGCCUCUUCCCAACACCACUCCGCUUAUAGUAUAUCGGAAGCUGUCGCAGACGCUUCAGCCGGUCAAGGAUGCGUGGUUGACGAAGCAAGAUAUCGAUCGCGAGGUGGCAGACCGAAUCUUUCUCACCCAUUGCGGACGGAGGUUGUGGGACACUACGACUGUGAAGCGGUUGGGUCUUGAUGUGGAUAGUGAGGGAAGAGUCUUCUCAGUCGAUGACAGGAGUCGGGAAGGCGUGGAGAAGGUAGCUGUAGUGGCUGUGACUCCGGAGCUGUUUGAGCAGAUGAAGGAAGAGAGGGCAAAGCGGUCCAAGAUGGCCACGAGCGAAUUCGAGCCGGAAGUCCCAGAGGCCGAUGCUGCGCCGGAGGAAGGGGCGACACCGCAGGAGAUCAGACUGAUCGUGAAGGCAAAGGACAAGCCGGAGUGGAAAGUCAAAGUUACUUCAGUAAGUGUGCCCCCGCGUCCUUCGAAACAGACCGAAGCUAACAAUGCGGCAGACAACUCUCUUCUCCAAGAUACUGCGAGUUGCGAAGAAGAACCUUGGGAUACCACCAGAGCAGGAGGCUUACCUCGAGUACGAUGGCGAUCGCCUGGACCCCGAGGACGAGGUCGGGAGCACGGAUAUCGAAGACUUGUAUCGCAUCGAGCUAUACCUGAGCAAUUGA